UCUGCAACAGCUGACGUAAGUUGAACAGCAGAUAGAAGUGAAGUGGCGUAAGAAGAGGAGGAAAAUCCCGGAUAGCCUGCCUGCUUAUUAUUAUGUACAGUUGCUUUCAGCACCACCGUGUUUGAUACUUGCAAACGUGACAUUUUAAUUUUUGAGAAAGCCAGCAGAAAUGAAUUCUUCCAGAAGGAACGAACAUGACUGGCAAGGUUUGGUGAGCGAGUUCCUGGUCUGCAAGCGCAAGCUGGAGAGCAAGAAGGAGGCCCUGCUCAUCCUGUCCAAGGAGCUAGACUGCUGCCAGCAGGAGCGAGACCAGUACAAGCUGAUGGCCAACCAGCUGAGGGAGCGCCACCAGGGCCUGAAGAAGAAGUACCGGGAGCUCAUCGAUGGGGACCCCAGUUUACCCCCUGAAAAACGAAAUCAGGUGAACCUGGCCCAGCUGUUGAGAGAUUCCCGGGAGAGGGGUAAACAGCUCGCGGAGGAGAUGAAGGAACUGAAUCAGCGGCUGGCGGAGGCCCAGGGGGAUAACAAGCUGCUCAGGAUGACCAUCGCCAGGCAGAGGCUGGGGGACGAGGAGGUCGGGGCCCGACACUUCCCGGCCCAUGAGCGUGAGGACCUGGUGCGGCAACUGGAGUGGGCGCGCGUAAUGAACGAGGAGCUGGAAAACCUUCUGAAGGCGUCGAGCGACGAGCUGCAGGAUGUGAAAGCUGAGCGGAGCGUGUUCCAGGAGAAAGCCAACCGCCUCAACCAGGAGCUCAACCACAUCCUGGGCGGUCACGAGAACCGCAUCAUCGACGUGGACGCCCUCUGCAUGGAGAACAGAUACCUACAUGAGAGAUUUAAGCAACUCCAAGAAGAGGUCAGCCUGCUGAAAGUGAACAUCAUGAAGUACAAGAAUGCUCUGGAGCGGAGGAGGAACUCGAAAACGUGCAGUAAAUCUAAAAGCAGCAGUCUCACGGGAGUGCUCUCCGCCAGACAAGUACAUGAGCUGCUGGCUGAAGAGAGUGGGUGUGGUCUCCCCGCCACGCCUCAGUCAGUCUCAGACCUGAAAUCGCUGGCCACCGCCCUGCUGGAGACCAUCCAUGAGAAGAACAUCAUCAUACAGCACCAGCGCCAGACCAACAAGAUCCUGGGAAACAGAGUCUCUGAAUUGGAGAAGAAGCUGAAGACCUUGGAGGUGUCUGGAUUCUGGAGUCUUCCAGGCCUGACCUACAAUGUGUCCCUGGGAUUAGGGAGAGGACGAGACGCCAUUAGCCUGAAUGAGAGCCAGCACCCCCGGUCUCCUCUGCUGGGGCUCACGCAGCAGCCAGCGCAACCGCGAGCACAGCCACCCAAAGAUGACAGGACAGGAAGUAAGGAAGCUCCGGCAUGGGAAUAUGGCACAGCUGGCAAAGACGGCCACCCAAAAGUGUGGCCCAGCUCCCAAGCUGGUCCAGAUGGCAGCAGUGGGGGAGGCGCACCUGUUUGUUUGGACGCCUCCGAGCGCGGUGCCAGAGAGGGGGCGGAGCUGACAGAGGAGGAGGCGGAGAUGGAACAGAGGGACGCGGCGGUUGUGAAGCUGACUGAGGAGCAGGCCGGCGCUGAGCUGAUAAGUCCAAAGGAGGAGCGGGAAGAAGAGGCAGCCACUGCCCCUGGCAGUGCCCCCACUAAGCCUGAAUCCCUCAUAGAUAGCCCCUUAGAACACUCUGAGUCUCAAGCUCCUCCCACUGUUUCAGGCCCCGCCCCAAAGGAGGGGCCUCCUCCAUGCCACGCUCAGGAGGAGGAGGAGGACCAUCCUGAAACCUCUGGCCGUCUAUCUGUACUGUGUUCCCAGGCCACCAGCCCCACCCACACUGAGGAGUCGGGGCCUGACGGCACUGUGGAGGAGAACGACAACUACUUCCGUGAAAGCCUUGCGUAGUUUCUGCCCUGAUCUCCCUGGUAAUGAAGACAUAGAGAGGUUCACACAGCACACAGAAAGACGGGGAGGACGAGGGAGACACCACGCUGCCUUGGGCUCCUGCUGCAAAACGUGCUUUAUCUGCGCCGUUUGCUUUGUACUUGUUUUACACGUGUUCCGCGUGUCUUCACCAAACAUUUACCUUCGGGAAAAUAAAGAGACAGGGUCUCCCAGAUCCCUGGUCUCUGCAGGUUUUCCUCCUGCGUUGCCUGUGAAUGUACCUGCCUGUGAAGCACACACAUGCCCUUGGAAAGAUUGAUGAAUGGAUGAGGAGGGUGUAUGAACUGUGCAGUGAGCAGAUAUAUUUUCGGAUUGUUCCCAAAUAGACUCUCUGCACGCGACUGUUCAUGAGAGACUACCCAGGAACUCGGUAAACCCCUAGGAACUAGGAAAUGAUUUGCAAAUAUAAAAUUAAUUUAUGGCUGUACUAGCUUAUUUAUUAUUUAUGGAUAUGGUAUAUUGCUAAUGAUCAAGCUGAUAGAAGUGUACUUGAAGCAUAAGGCGGAAAUUGCCCUAGUGGGACGUUGGUAAACUAGCCGUUUCUAAAUGGCUCUGUUUCUUAAACUGAGCUGUUAUUUUUGUUCAUUGUGCAUCUCUCUUUGGGUACAGGCUCCCGUGCUCUGCCCUGUGUGGUUUGCUGACUGCACACAGGGCUUCAGAAAACAUGGCACAUGCCAAAGUCCAAAGGCUGGCAUGGUAGCGUGGCAGCAACCUCUCGUGAUGCCGUUGCACAACAUUUGUCCAUUCAUCCAGCCAUUUUGUGACCCGCUUAUUCCUCGUCAGGGUCACAGGGGGGGCUGGAGCCUAUCCCAGCAUGCAUUUGACGAGAGGCAGGAAUGUAGGCAGAAAUGCGCCCUGGACAGGUCGCCAGUCCAUCACAGUGUGAUUUAGAGUCUCCAUUUAGCUUAACGUUUGUUUUAACUUAACAUGUGAUAUUUUGAUCUUUCGCAUUACGCUCACCACGGCAACAACAGAUCGCCAGACAGACCGUUUGAUUUCUGUAGAUCGGUCUCACUGCCAAAACCAUAAGAGUGUUUUACUCUGGGGGUGUGAAUUACUUUAAAUGAGAUCUUCCUGGGAGUUUGUACUGUAAACGGAGCGAGCUUCUUGGAUUCUAGCUCUCACCCCAUCCCUGAGACUCAAACCCGUCGUGCCAGCUGGCCUCCCUGAGAAGAAAAAAAAAAAAGCACGGUGCCAAAAUUUAUAAAACUGCUUAUUUUGCAGAAUGCCGUUUUCUAUUUUUACUCCACAACAGCGUUCAGGGGAUUCAGUGCACGGAUCCCUGCUGCCCCGCAGCUGAUCUGGCAGAUUGGCGCGAUGCUCGAGGAAUGAGACGGCUUCAUAAAAUAGAUGGAAUUUCUACCAAAGAAACCGAAGCGUUGUGCUGUGGCAGCGCGGCCUUUAUAGAAGCAUUAAACCAGUGUACCAGCUCGCGGUGGCACCUGAUAAUCGCAGUCGUUGCCGGGCCUGUGUUUCGUGAAAUAACUGUUGACGGAAGUAACAUUUCUUCUCUCUUCCCCUCAGUGUGGUGCUGAGCGCUAACUGAAUAAAUCGAAUAAAGUUUGAAGGGGUUUCCAUGGUAGACGACAAAAUGCAUCGCAACUUGGGAUUGAGGAAGUUGAACAGUUUCGGCUCCUGCUGAGAGGGUGAAACGAAGGCUUUGUCUGGGCGCUAGAUGGAUUGAAGUCGACGAUUCACUUUUCAUCCCCUUCUCUUGCAGAUUGCCUGGCGCUGUCUGUCAUUUGGCACAGUGGGAGAGCAGAUCUUCCUGCUACAUCUUCUGCCUCUUGCCCGAUUAGACAGAGAGCUGCGCAUUUGCAAAAGGCCAGGCACCGUUCAAUUAAACGUGAGGGUGCCUGGGUGAGAUCUCAUUCCCCGGUGAUUGAUCGAACUCUGCCUUUUGGACACCGCACUUUCUUGCCAGAGAAGAAUUUCAUUCCAGUUCUUGAUGGUGUCGGGCGGUUUAGUGACAUCCUGUGGUUCUUGACCACGUUUCUGAUGCAGGUCUGGCUGGAGUCCGGCAGAUUCCGGCUUCUGUUCGCAGCUGUUGGGCCCUCGUGUGAACAGAAAAUACAGUAUCCUCCACUGGAAUUGUGGGAAAAAUGAGGCCACAGUCACUGUUGCCCUUGCCUGGGCCCAUCUGAGUAAUUUUGUUUUUCAUACCCGUAUCUUAGCAGCAGUGUGUGCCGAUUGCUGAUUGGCUGCGUGGGUCAGGGUAUGCUGGGAGGGUCCGCGGGACAGAGCCCUCUCUGCUUAGUGACAGACACAGUCAUCUGACUCCGGGAGCCAGAGGGGGGUGUAAUUAGGGGCACCGCUGGGGGAAAUCGCUCAUCUGCUGAUUUUAAUCAAACUCCAGAGGAGCCGAGUUUGGUGUGCCAGCCUGGGGUCGCGGCGGGGGGCCUAGUCAGCGUGUCGCCUGCACGUCGCAAUCCCGGCCACACCGGCGGCCGAGGACACAGAGCGGCGCGCUGUCCCCGGCGGUCGUGACGGGGAUCCAUUUUAGGGCCCGUCGUCUCGGGGAGGGGCUGGCGGGAAGCAGCCAUUUUGCACACAUUCCUGCGUCAGGUUACUUACUUCAGCAGCGCCCCUGAUGGAUCUGUCAGACAUGAAACCACUUCACCUGUGCGAAUCUGUGCGGUCCGAAUGCAGUCAGUCAUUUUCGGGAGAUUUGAAAUUUGAAAGUCUUCGAGCCCCGAAGGUCCGUCUUCCUGUUAGAAAAGUGUAACUUUUUUUUUUACUUUGGUUGACAGGUCUAUAAUUCAGAACUGGAAAAUAACACUGAACGCUCAGUAAAGCGUAAUGCCCUUGUCUUGUAGAGCAUUUGACUCCUUGUUUCAUUCCUCUCAUGCAUUGAUUAACAAGAUAUGUGCAGAAGUAGUGCACCAUAUUUCACAGUGGCAGGACCCUAGCUUUUGUUCUGUUCUGAUUGCAUUAAAUUGGCAAUAUAAGUUAAACUAUUAUUAUUAUUAUUAUUAUUAUUAAUUAUGAAACUGCAGAUAAUAUUUAAUGUAUUGUCUGUUGCUUUAUUGUUAAGCAAUGAUAGUGUUUGUAUAAUAAACGGGCAUAAUAAAAAUACAAUAUACUGUUCCUUCCUUUGGCUGCUGAUCUGCAGCUCUCCUCAUACACACAUUUAGAUGUCUAUAUGAGGGUGAUAAUGCUUUCAUUUGGAUUGGCCCCUUUGCACAAGUAAUUUCUUUUGGUCAUCUGGAUUGCUACGUGGCUGAGCAUCUCCCUUUCUCUUAUACUGUUCCGGUGAUACGGAGUUGUGCCUCUUUGAGUUAUUUAUUGCCUAUAAUUAUACUUGUUGUGUUUCCACAAGGGCAAAUCCUGUGCAAACCGUUGGUGGAACAGAAGGGUCAGUGCACUUUAUGUCAUUAUUUAUUUUCCAUUUGAUUUGUUUAUGCAUUUGGAAUUGAGGUGGAGAAUAUGUGAAUAGUUAUGCAAAUAAAGCGCAUAAAUCACAUUGUUGUAUGCUACUGAAUACACUCCUGCGCAAAGGGGAGACACCCAGUCAACUUUGUUUUUUUUAUUUCUGCUGUUAUGUGUUCCUGGAACGUACAGUGGAGCAGGUCACAAGAAGACUGGGAAUAUUUUCUAUGCCAUUGUUGAAUGAAUAUUGUGACAUUUAGCUGGUGAUGUCACCGUUGAAAAGAGAUACACUUGUCAAGCCCAGAUAAGCGUGGAGGCUAUGCUGGAUGUCUGCAGAAGCUGGGCUUUACAGUCAGAUCUCUAUUAAGAUAGUUGAUUAUGGGCUGGCCUGAUAACAGGGGACGAGAGCACUGAUAUCUAAAGUGUAACAGAAGUAACGGACUCCAUGCAGUUCUAAUGUGAAAGCGCUCUAGAAGGGCGGGGAAUUGCCCAACCUGGCAGAGUGUGCGCUGUUACAAAUGUAAAUACGGAUAUUCGGCAUCCAUUUCAAGCUCAAGACUUUGCUCAUGCAAACGCACGGGGCCACGUUCAGGCACAAAGCUGCUCAAAAACGCUGGAAACGAGGCCUUGCACUUUACAGGAGAAAGAACUGCGGCUCUCACUUUGUCUCCUAAUAGCUUUUCCUCCUCGAAUAAAAGCGUGCCCUGCUGGGAAGACCCCUCCGGAGUGACAGUUGGUCGCUUCAGUGGCCCGGCAGGGUUUGACUUCUCUAGUCCUGGAGGGCCCGCUACCUGUGGGGCUUCAAUCUCAAUUACUGCUGCCUGUGAUUAAGACCCGGAAAAUCACAGCUUUUCACCUCUUAAUCAACUGACAAGGCCCGAGGUAGAAGGAAAACCAGGAACUAAUGAAGGACCGGAAUCAGUCAGCCUUAGUCUGAGAGCCAAUAAAUGCACCAGCAGGUGCGGUCCAGAUAGAAGUGGCCACAGAAAUAUUGAAGGUGAGAGUAAGGCUGGCAUGAAGCACUUUGUAUGCCCGAUGGGGGGGCAAGAAAAUCCUCAUUUAAAGUUUAGACAUUUCUGCCACUCUUUCCUUCUGUCCAGAUCUUGUCAGCAGUGACCUUUAGCAGCUCCAGAUGUGGCUGACUUGAUGAAUGAGCCAUGGAUGUAAAUAAUGUUCCCAUUUUACGGAAGAAUACAGUACUCAUUCCUUGUUAUUUUAUGUGUUAUGUGAUGGUUUUAUUAAAUCCUUGCACCCUG
Molecule: messenger RNA, 6561 nt
Organism: Anguilla anguilla (European eel)
Lineage: Eukaryota; Metazoa; Chordata; Actinopteri; Anguilliformes; Anguillidae
Product: coiled-coil domain-containing protein 149-like
Exons: 13
Coding region: 170-1897 (575 amino acids)
Source: RefSeq, a predicted model, not a curated record